Molecule: messenger RNA, 888 nt
Organism: Paramecium primaurelia
Lineage: Eukaryota; Ciliophora; Oligohymenophorea; Peniculida; Parameciidae
Source: the annotation of a GenBank genome assembly
AUGCCUAAAAGUAAGAAGAAAUGUGGGAGACCAUCAAAAUCUGAUAAUUUUGAUGAGAUUGAAUAUGAAGAUGAAGGAUAUAUUGCUACAAAUAAGUUUUCUUUGGAAUUACUAUAAUUGAUCACUGAAAUGGCUAAUUAUAAAAUACUUACAAUAACAGGACCACAGAAAAAAGAUGAUGAGAAAUCAGAUAAAUAGUUAGAUAUUUAGGAUAAAAUAAAUUAGAAAAAAAAAAGUCUAAAAAAUAGAAAGGAAAUCGAAAAGAAAUAAAAUAGUUUAAGAAAAUAACUUGAUAUUAAGGAGGAUAAAGUAUUUCUUUUGAGAAAUCAAGAUGAAAAUCCAAGAAAAUAUCAAUUAUUAAAUGGAAAAUUGAUUGAAUGUGUUAAUACAUCAUUAAAUAAUAAUUAUAUGGAUUAAAAUGAAUAUAUUUAAGGAAAUAAGUUUUUGAAUAGUAUCUUAAAAGUUUGUAAUGAGUUGAAUCAAGAAACAUAAAUGUUUAUAAACUAAUUAGUUAAAAUAUUCAAUAGAUCUGAUAAAUCAUUAAAACAAUUUUAAGAAUAAUUUUUUGAAUCAUUUAAAUCAUCAUCUAAUCUAGAUUAUAAAGAAAUUAAAUAAUGGAAUUAAUUAUUUGAAAUCUCAUUUGAUGAAAAAUUAUCAUUGGUAUAGAAUGAGAUAGAUUAAUUUAAAAAUAGAUUUUGUAAGUAUUAACAUUAAGAUGAAUAUUUAAAGAGAGUUUAUUAAAAAAGAAUAAAAGUACUAAAUAUUCAAUAAGAAAAUCUUGAUUAAUUAAAAAAUAUACAAAAACCUGAUCGACCCUUGUAAUUAUUUAUAAGAAAAAUAUAUUGUUUAUUCCAUAAAUUUUGGAAUUUAGAAGAUUAUGAAUAAUGA